Ambispora leptoticha is the source of this 264-nucleotide messenger RNA. The record is from the annotation of a GenBank genome assembly. Lineage: Eukaryota; Fungi; Glomeromycota; Glomeromycetes; Archaeosporales; Ambisporaceae.
AAUCGUCGGCAAGUUGAAAUUGGCGCUUGCAGUACUGUUCGAACAACAGCAUCUGAGUUCCCUAAAGAACUGAAGAUAGAUAAGAAACUUCGACUUGACUGGGAUGUAUGUUCUGGUGUUACAGUAAAUAGAGUGUUGGCUGUGUUUUGGCAGGACAAUGGUCUGGUUACAAUGCUGUCAACAAUUCACGGUCUUGUUGGUGAACAUUGGGAAGUUGAACGUGAAAGACGGCGGCCGAGAGAAACAAGCACCAAUGCGGCAAAA